AUGCCUUCAACCUCUUCAUCAUCCGACACAGUCGGACACAAUGCGCUCCCGGAUUGGACUGUGAUGCCUCAGUCUACAGAAUGGGUCGAUUCAUCCAGUAUAUGCGCCAAACUACACACUGUAAACAAAACCGGACUCAAGGAAUGUAUGUUCUAUCCUUCUGUUCUCGGCUCGCACGGACUGUAUGACACCUUACCUGCUCUCAAAGCACUCCUAUUGAGUAUAGACCGACCUCUCACGAUCGGCAGACAUCCGUCUUGCUCGUAUGUUAUAUCCGACCUCGUGGUGUCGAGUCUCCACUGCAAACUAUAUGCCGUCCGUCCAAGCAAUGGAGGAGUACUGGUAUCAUGUGAAGACAUGUCUACCAACGGGCUUGUUCUGAACGGGCACAAGGUCCGGAAAACCUCAGUCCUCCUGAUGGACGGGGACAUAAUUCAGAUCCCACAUUCCCAGAAGUUUGAAUGCGUACAUCUGCAGAAAGCGACUGCAGAGAAGGCCAACAUCUUUGAUCCAACUCCGCCUACGGCGCCGUCGUUGAGAACCAAGCGUAUUGGCCGUUAUCUUGUGACAUCUCACUGUCUUGGGAGUGGAAGCUUUGCAACUGUCCACCUAGCCAUGGAUGCAUCUGCAUAUAGGCAGGUAGCCUGUAAAACGAUCAAAAGGAAAAGCCAGGACAAGGUAGACAAAGUGAUGAAAGAAGUGGACAUCCUCAUUGCACUCGAUCAUCCCAAUAUCAAUCGCGUAUGGGCCGCUCGUCAUGAUAGUAGUUUCUUACACAUCUUCCUCGAGCUGUGUACCGGUGGUGAUCUUUUUUCCUACAUUGUUGGUCAUGAAAACUCCAGACUCUGUGAAGGAGAAGCCAAGUACAUCAUGUAUCAGCUGCUCAAAGGCUUGAAGUACCUUCAUGAUCGGCUAAUUUCUCAUCGCGAUCUUAAACCAGAGAAUAUUCUCCUUUACACUGCCGGCCCAUAUCCCCGGAUUCAGAUUGCAGACUUCGGUCUCGCCCGUCCUAAAGCCUACCAAGAGACGUUCAAUGUCUGUGGAACGGUCUCGUACCUCCCUCCAGAAGGCAUCCUCGCCCUCGACCACAAGCAUCUUGGCUAUCGUAUGUUUUCCGACAUCACUUAUUGUGAUGGAUUGCUCAGCCGACUGUAUCUAGCGGCGGUCACCCCUUCGAUUAUGAAAGAUUAG
Molecule: messenger RNA, 1191 nt
Organism: Fibroporia radiculosa
Lineage: Eukaryota; Fungi; Basidiomycota; Agaricomycetes; Polyporales; Fibroporiaceae
Exons: 11
Coding region: 1-1191 (396 amino acids)
Biological process (GO): protein autophosphorylation; autophagosome organization; autophagy
Cellular component (GO): cytoplasm; autophagosome
Molecular function (GO): protein serine/threonine kinase activity; protein binding; ATP binding
Source: RefSeq, a predicted model, not a curated record